CAUGGGUAUCGACGGCCUUACGUCACUAAACAAUGUGUGCGCAGAAAAUGAUGACGUAGCACUCAAGCACACUCGUUGAAAUGCUUUCCAAGAAGUCUGCCAAAAAUGUAAACGAGGGCGUGGUUGGAAAAUAUGUGAAGAGAGACACACCUCCAAUAUUGAGAAACUAUCACACACCAGUGAGGCAAGGGACCAGUUUCCAGAAAAGAAGCAAGCAAUCACAAUCUUCAUAUAUUCCACAACCACACAUAGUGACUGCUCCCCCUCCAGUUAGGCCACCUCCAACUUCCAGCCAUGUUUAUUCUCCACAUGCUGUCGCAGCAUAUCACCAAGCACGGCACCAUUAUGUGCCUUCAGCGCUCCCAAGGACUACAUCUACAGGAGAACAGGGCAUAAGCCAUUCAUUCCAGAACUUGCAGAUUUCAAGUGUUCAAACACAAGGGCAGAAUGUACUGGCUUCAAGUCAGCCUAACAUAGCUAAUAUUGCAAGGACUCCUAGUUUUGGUGCUAAGGAUGGACAGCCCUCUUUGAAUAGGGCACACAGUUUUGGAUCCCACGAUGUGACAGGUGCUCCCUCCAGAUCUCAAGGGUAUAAUAGUGCUGUGGAGCAGCAAUUAGGAUCGCAUGCCCCUGGAAUUGUGCAACAUAAAGAUGAUAUAGACCAUUCAGAUAUAAAACAGCAUUACCAGCAUCCCUCUGCACCAGAACUAAUCAGCUUACAAAGUAAUGAUCAGUAUCAGCAAAUGUUUGAUGAGAACUAUCAGAUCCAACAAUAUCACAGGCAAAUUAGGAACCAGUACAUGCAACAGAGUGAGCAAAAGCAUAUGGGACCAGUGCAAACAAAUUUGACCAACUUUAGACAAGACAGCCGGCCAAGUGUCAGCAGUGCAAAUGCUGCUGCUGCCUCAGUGGCUGCUUCAAGUAAUCACAGUGUGCUCCAGGCAGGUAGUGAGCCUGCUUUACCCCAGGGUUGGUCUGUAGACUGGACCAUGAGAGGGAGAAAGUACUAUAUAGACCACAACACACAGACCACCCACUGGAGUCAUCCCCUGGAGAAAGAAAGCUUGCCAACUGACUGGGAGAGGAUAGAAUCACAGGAACAUGGGGUGUACUAUGUGAAUCAUACAACAAAGACGGCACAGUACUGGCAUCCUGGUGCUCCCCCCUUGCCCCAAUACAGCAGAGCUCCUCCUUAUGUAAACCCCAAUGCUCAAUUGUCUCAGCAAGGAGCAGAACCCAGGCCACAGAGCAAUGUUCUUGUGCCAGCCAAUCCAUACAACACCAUGGAAAUACCAGAAUGGUUGUAUGUAUAUUCAAAAGCACCAUCAGAGCAUGACCAUAAGCUAAAGUGGGAAUUGUUUCGCCUGCCAGAGCUAGAAGCAUAUGAUGCCAUUCUCAAUAGACUUUUCAAACAGGAGUUGGAAGAAAUUGUCAUGGGAUAUGAAGAAUACAGGGGAGCAUUACUAAAGGAAAGAAACAAAAAGACAAUGGCAGAACAUCUUCAGCAACAGCAUCAGUUACAGUCACAGCAAAACCAACACUUGCAGCAACAACAAUAUACACAACAGCAACACCACACACAACAGCAACAACAGGCCAUACAGCUACAACAACAACAUCAGCCGCAACAACAACAGCAAGUGCAACAGGGCCUUCAACAAAUACACCAACAGCAGCAACAGAAACCCAAAGAUCCCACAUCACAAACACAUGCAGGAGUUGUGGGACAAAAUAUAGAAACUAAGGUGUGAGGAUGUAAUGAGCUAUUGGAUUAUAUUUACAGAUGAAAAAAAUACAGACAAAAACUUCCGAUGGUUAAUCAGUUGAUCUAGACAUGCUGUCAAUAUUUCAUGUUGAAUUAUGGGAUGAAGAUUUCUUAGUUUUUUAAAAAGUAUAGUUAUACAUCAAUGUGAGUAAUACAGGAGUGCUUGGUAAUUGAUGUAUGCAGUAAGCAGGCAUGAAACACUAUAAAUACUGUGAUUUUUCAUGUUCCCAUAUUCUUACUUUGAAAUAUCAGAUUAUACUAAAAAAUUCAACCGUCAAUUUAGCAUUCAACCUUUGAGAAAUUUUUUUGUUGUGGAGAAGAACUUUUUAUCAGCAGUUUUUAAAUGUAGGAUUCCCUCCAUUCAUAAGUUGUGUUGAUAUAAGUAUUUAAUCUAGAGGCUUUUUAUAGGUAAAUUAUAAAUUGUAGACUGUUUACAGUCACAAGCAUUCCAAAGCAUGGGAUAUAACAGAUUUGGUUGUAGAAUGAUGAGGUUGUGGAUCAUUUUGGAAACAUAUCGCUGAACAAAUUGUGUUGCAUAAUAUCUUGAUGUAUUGGGGCUUUAGAGAAAGUUCCUUUCCUUGAAGUUUAUGAGUAGUGAAAGAUAAAAUUUGUAUUGAAAUGACUAAAUUCUUUGCUCUACACCUGUAAGUUGAAAAUCAAUUUCAGUUUUGCACAAGAGUGACAAAAUUAUUUGGUGAAAUGCAUCUAAAUGGAGAAAUGGGAGUUGCCGUCAUAAAACGGGCAUAGGAAUGAGGCCAAAUUUGUGUUGCUUGAUGUGAUACUUAGGUCAAAGUAAUUUAAGCAAUUGUUGCACAGUGCUUCAUUAGUAGGGAAGAGGGAGAACAGGUCUUUGUUUUUAUAAGAUCAUAUUAAGUAAUUUUGCACUUUUUUUGAAUUUUUUAAAAUUUAAUAGAACUGUUGAAUUUAUUACAUAAAAUUAGAUAUCCAGUAAAGAUUGUGAAUGAAUCUCUGGGAAUCAAGUUGUGAAGAUUUAGAAAUGAGAGACAAACUCUUAUGUU
Messenger RNA from Lingula anatina, 2784 nucleotides. RefSeq lists its product as uncharacterized. NCBI's taxonomy places the organism in Eukaryota, Metazoa, Brachiopoda, Lingulata, Lingulida, Lingulidae. Gene Ontology annotation, biological process: hippo signaling; positive regulation of apoptotic process; apoptotic process. The record is from RefSeq and is a predicted model, not a curated record. Gene Ontology annotation, molecular function: protein binding; molecular adaptor activity. Gene Ontology annotation, cellular component: cytosol.